CUCUCUAAUUAACAACCAAACAGGCCCUAAAAUGGUGAAGUUAGCUUUUGGUACUAUUAGCGACUCUUUCAGUCAAACGUCGCUAAAAUCCUACGUGUCCGAGUUUAUAGCGACGCUUCUCUUUGUUUUUGCCGGCGUUGGCUCUGCCAUUGCCUUUAAUAAGCUGGAAUCUAAUGGAGCAUUGAACCCGGCUGGAUUAGUCGCAAUAGCUAUUGCCCAUGCAUUUGCCCUGUUUGUCGGGGUUUCCAUAGCGGCUAAUAUCUCGGGUGGCCAUUUGAAUCCAGCUGUCACUCUCGGAUUGGCUGUAGGUGGCAACAUCACCAUUCUAACCGGCUUGUUCUAUUGGGUUGCCCAAUGCCUUGGUUCUAUAGUUGCUUGUCUCCUCCUCAAAUUCGUCACUAAUGGUUUGAGUAUUCCGGCUCAUGGGGUUGCGUCGGGGAUGAGCGCGUUGGAAGGGGUAGUAAUGGAGAUCGUGAUAACAUUUGCGCUUGUUUACACUGUGUAUGCGACGGCUGUCGAUCCCAAGAAGGGUUCGAUCGGAGUAGUUGCUCCAAUUGCUAUAGGGUUCAUAGUUGGUGCUAACAUAUUGGCUGCUGGUCCAUUUAGCGGCGGUUCGAUGAACCCUGCGCGAUCAUUUGGGCCGGCUGUGGUUAGCGGGGAUUUGUCACAGAUUUGGAUAUAUUGGGCCGGCCCACUUGUUGGUGGAGCACUUGCUGGUUUCAUUUAUGGUGAUAUCUUUAUUGGAUCACACAGUGCAAUUCCAAAAUCUGAUGACUAUGCAUAAAAAGGGAAUGGAACCCAAUUGGCCUGUUCUUAUUAUUAUUCUAUGUUUGGGUUGUGAAUUUGAAAGUUUGCUCUUAAUUUGUGAAUGUCAAUAAAAAAUAUGGAUCCUUGUCUUUCCUUUUCUUUCUUUUUUUAAUUGAUGUUUUCAUCAAGAAAUGUAAAGUUAAGUUGUAUGUAAAAAAAAAAAAAAAUACAGUUUUUCUGUUAAAUGGUCCAUCUAUUA
Impatiens glandulifera is the source of this 1006-nucleotide messenger RNA. Its product is annotated as probable aquaporin TIP-type. Gene Ontology annotation, cellular component: plant-type vacuole membrane. Lineage: Eukaryota; Viridiplantae; Streptophyta; Magnoliopsida; Ericales; Balsaminaceae. The record is from RefSeq and is a predicted model, not a curated record. Gene Ontology annotation, biological process: water transport; transmembrane transport. The transcript has 3 exons. The coding region runs from base 32 to 784 and encodes 250 amino acids. Gene Ontology annotation, molecular function: water channel activity.